Messenger RNA from Pimephales promelas (fathead minnow), 4886 nucleotides. RefSeq names its product cingulin b (gene cgnb). Gene Ontology annotation, cellular component: myosin complex; bicellular tight junction. Gene Ontology annotation, molecular function: microtubule binding. Lineage: Eukaryota; Metazoa; Chordata; Actinopteri; Cypriniformes; Leuciscidae. The record is from RefSeq and is a predicted model, not a curated record. Gene Ontology annotation, biological process: microtubule cytoskeleton organization.
CCAGCCAAUGAGCGCUCAGGAGGGGCGGACCGAUGACGCAAAGGCAACAGGUUGUUUCGGGAAAAAACGCACUGACAGUUUUGCAUGGACUAUUCAUCCUUGUUCUCAACUAAGAGUUUUAAAUAGCGACUAAAUCUUGAAAGGGCUUUUUUAUUUAUUUUGUGCCUUCUGAAGGUCAUUGUUGAAGGUUUCAGAAAACAGCAGGUCACAAUGAGUUCCCUCUCAGCAGACAGGAAGCCCCCUCUGGACUACGGCGUACAGAUCCGGUUCAUCAAAGAUUUGGACGAUGCUGGCGGAGGGUUCCCAGACAGAAGUCGAAUGGCUGGUGGAGUUGGCGUCACCAACGGGACUCUUUCGCCAUCUAAGUAUGGAGUAGCUGUGCGGGUGCAAGGCAUUUCAGGACAGCCGUACGUGGUGCUCAAAGAUGGAGAAAAGGGGGACUCUUACGGGGUACAGCUGAAGACUCAACCACAAAUUCAGAGCUCAGCCCCUGUUGUCUCUCAGACUUCGCCGUACAGCACCCUGUUUCUGGGACAAAGGGAAGGGGCUCGAACUCCCCAGGGUUCCUAUACUCCUGCUGAACAACCUAGCUCUCCUGAUGAGGAAUUUGGUAGCCCUUUGAGGAGGCCACCUGGUGAUGGACAGGCAGGGAUUCAAGGAGAAGCUGAGACGAGGACUACAGGACGCCUUACCCCUUCUGCUCUUGCUCCCAAGGUGGACAAAACGGACAACGAUGGCUUUAAUGAAGCAGGGCUUAGGAAGGUCAAGCAGAAUGGGAGUGGGAGUAGUCUGAAUGGAACGGGGCUAAAUGGAUCAUUCCCUAGUCUCCCAUCCCCAUUGGAUGAGGACAAGGCCCCAGCUAUAGACACAAAGUCACUGGCUCCCAUUAAUAAACUCAUUAGCCGGUUUGGUGGUGGUGGUUUUGGCGAUGCUCCCAUCUCAGAAUCCCGAACUCAGCCUCGUCUUGACAACAGACUUCGGUCUCACAGCGUGGAUGCCCUCAACAAACCUAUUGAUGAAGCCCCACCAACUUCUCCAACAAUAAACCCCUAUGCUUCUAUUACCCCAGUUGCAGUGCCCAAACUCAGCUCACCAAAACCAUCAACCAGCAGUCUAGGACGAGACUCCACAUCUGUGGCUAAAGUGGCUGCUAUACCCAAUUCCAAACCUCUCACUUUUAGCCAAUCACCAAAGCUGUUUGUGCCCAAGGAGGCACCACCUGCUAUUCCAAAGAAACCAGUAACCCCUGACCUCAUAAAGAGCCAGACCACCAGUACAGAGAAUGGAAAUGGGGAGGAUGCCCAGACUAAACAAGCCAUUUACAACAUACUCAAAGAGGGGUCUAUUGAGAGCGAGGCGGCCAUCAAGCGCAAAACCAGUCUCAUUCAUGAAAGAUUCUGUGAGGUGAAGGGUCCUCAGAUCUUAGUGAAUGACAGCAAUAUGAAGACUGAACUGGAGCAGGAAAUUAAUAAGAAUGCGCAAUUACAGCAAAUACUGGACAAGACCAAGAGAGAACUGCAGGAAAACCAGGAUCAAAUGGUGGAGCUGCGGAUGGAUCGGGAGUUGGUGGAGUCUCGCUUACGGCAACAGGAGGAUCAGCUUGCUCACCUCCAGGAAGAACUCAGACGAAUGUCGGAAAACUCUCCUCAGUCUGACACAAUGCAGCUAGACUUGAUGACGGCGCAAGCAGAGCUGUCAGAGUCUCUGAUGCUGAGGCAGAAACUGGAGGACACACUGAGACAGAGGGAGCGAGAGCUCACCGCCCUGAAAGGGGCCCUGAAGGAUGAGGUGGAGUCCCAUGAUAAAGAGAUGGAGUCUCUGAGAGAGGAGUACAGUCAAGACAUGGAUGCCCUGCGUCACAGCAUGGAGACCGUCUCACAGUCUCAGAUGGAAAUCGAGGAGGAGCGUCAGAAGGUGAACGCCUCCAUCAUGGCUCUGGAGCAGGAGCUGGAGGGAUACAAAGAGCAGAGCGAACAAUGGAAGGAGCAGUGCAGCUCUGCUAACCGAGAACGAGGGCAGUGCAGCGCAUUUCAAAAGCUGAUGCAGGCUCAGCAUGAGAAGAAACAACUAGAAGAGAAGCUGCUUUCAGUUAAGAAGCAAACUGAUGAAACCGAUUCAAACCCUUUAAUGAAGGAGUUACAGCAGUGCCGAGAUGAUUUAAAACAAGCUUAUUCACAAGUGGAAAAACAGAAAGCAGAGGCAGCAAAAAAGGAAGAAGAGCUUAAAUCGGUAACCAGAGCCAAUGAGAAGCAAGAGAAGGAGCUGAAAGCAGAGAUUGACGGAUUAAAAGACCAAUUGAAGAAAGACAAAGAGGAACUUGCAAAAGCACUGGAGAAAACACAACAGCCCUUCAUGUCAGAGCAAUCUCUGGAUACUGGAAGCAAUCUAGAACUUCAAGAGGCCAAUGCUCGCUUGAGAGAGAGAAUAGCCCGCAUGACGCUCCUGCAGUCCAGUGUUCCUGACAGCAGCUCCUCAGAUGUUCUGGAGGAGGAGAACCGCAGCCUGAGGAACCAGCUGGAUGAGUCCCGUCGCACGGUGUCUCGGCUGGGUCAGGAGAAAGACGAGCUCAACAGACGGUUGGAGGAGAGGGAGAGGGAGAGGGAAGCUCUGAGACGCGGCAAGAUCGACAUAGAGGAGCAGAAGAGACUGCUGGACCGAUCUCUGGAGAAGAUUAAUAAGGAGAUGGAAAGUAUGAUGGGAGAGUCGCGUCAGUCGGUGACGGUUCUUCAGUCUCAGCUGGAUGAAUUCAGGGAUCGUUCUCGUCGAGAGCUGCAGGACGCUCAGAGAGUCAGUAAAGACAGGCUGAUUGAGUCACAGAGAGCGCAGGCCCUCCUCAAGACCACCCAAGAAGAGGUGUCUCGUCUGAAGAAAGAUCUGCUGACGUGCUCGGAGGAGAGGGACAGCGCUCAGCUGGAUAAAGAUCUACUGAGCAGUCGUCUGAAACACCUGGAGGAUGAGCUGGAGAAGGAGAGGAGCUCACAGACGGACCGUAGCAGAGAGAUCCGCCUGAUAGAGGACAAAGUGAAGAUAUUAGAGAUCGAGUUGGACGAGGAGAAGAGUGGAACGGAGCUACUGAACGAACGCAUCACUCGCAGUCGAGAGCAGGUGGAUCAGCUCCGUUCUGAACUGAUGCAAGAGCGCUCAGCCCGACAUGAUCUUGAGAUGGAUAAGAGUGCACUGGAGAGACAGAUGAAGGAGUUAAAGUCUCGUAUAGCUGAUAUGGGCACUCAGGUUCGUCCCUCUGCCGGGGUCACGAUGCUAGAACACAAAGUUCAGGAGCUGGAGGACCGUUUGCGCAGUGAAGAGAGAGAGAAAAACACCAUUCUAGCGGCUCAGAGAAGAUUGGACAGGAAACUUAAGGACGUGACGGCCAUCCUGGAUCAGGAGCGAAAUCAACACGCUGAACAGAGAGACCAGCUGUCCCUGCGGGUGAAGGCUCUGAAGCGUCAGGUUGACGAGAGCGAGGGGGAGGUGGAGCGUCUGGAGGGCGUCAGACGGAAGGUUCUGCGGGAUCUUGAGGAGCAGCGGGAGCUACAGGAGGCGCAGCAGGCCAAAAUCAACACACUGGAGAACGAGCUCAAGAGGAAGGUUCAGCAAUCACGCCGCCCAACUCUGGGAAGCACCUUGAGUUCUGAGGAAGAGGACAGUUACUCUGACUCAAGAAACAUCACAUCUAUUCUCACUGAAACGCCACUUCUGACCACCAACUGUUAAAGACUGAACGAGAAGGUGGGGAUAUAUUUUGCACAUGCUUGAUUUGUGUUUUCUUAACAAAGAAACAUGAAAUAUUGAAACAUGAAGAAUACGAUAGAAUUCAACAGUCUGAAAAAGCUGUUGUGGACAGCUAGCCUUUUCAACAGGAAGUGAUGUCAGGUGUCUUUGAAGGGUUUGACAGGUGUGAGGGCCUAAUAAAACAGUUCAUGUAAAGACUUGUCAACCAAAAGCUCCUUUAGUAUUGUUAUUGCUGAAACUGGUUGAUUCUGAAGGAAAUUAGCUUUUUGUUCUUGCUUUUGUGUUUGUGAAUGUCAUGUUGAUUGUUUGUGACACACAAUACAUUUUAUUUCUCUGUUUUAUUUUGAUAAAAUAUGGUUUGGAUUGAGGAUUUUUAACAUUUCUUAAUCAUAUUACCAAAAUUUCAAGUGGUAAUAGAAAAAGUAUGAAUGAAGAAUUUUAUCUUUAUACAUGAUGGAUAGCCUACUUAAGCUCAAAAUUAGACAGACGAAAUUUCAAAUGAACCUGUCGCAAGUGUUUGCCUAUAAUUUUUAAAUUUAAGCACUUGUAUGAAUAAUAAUGAAAGAUAUUUAGAAGGCUUCUUUUUGUGUAGCUUUCAAGCAAGUUUUAAUUUCCGAACUAAACUUGUAAUGUGAAUGACACCUUUUGUGCCAAGACAGAAAAAGGAAAAUAUCUUUUAAUGCAAUGGCUUAGAAUAUAUAUUUGCCUUAAAUCUUCAUACAUUUAGACAGCUCAUUAAAAUUAAGCUGCUUUUUUGUCAUUUUACCAGAGACAUUUAUGUAUUUACCUGUCAGAUAACAAGUGAUUUUCUUCUCUUAAAGACCUGAUUUGGAACACAAUUUCAUAUUACACUGUACAAUUUAUAUAUGUAUAUACUGUCCUGUUUAAAGUUUAUUAUUCCACUAAAAGUUUUAAAGUACUUGAGUUUUUUUUCUCUCUCUCUCUUUGUGUUACUGAAUUAAAUAAACAGAAAAUUAAUAAAAAUGUAAGUAUUAGGUUGUGCUUAAAAUAUAGGUUUAUCCUUCAAGUGAAUUACUAUUAUUAUUUUUUUGUCAUUUAGGAUUACAGUGUUUGGUGUAAAGACAAAUUUUGCAGAUUUUAAUACAAGUGCAUUUUAUUACAACUCAAUAAAUCAUGAACUGUGUGUACACGCA